This is a messenger RNA of Dreissena polymorpha, 2396 nucleotides long. Its product is annotated as nephrin-like. NCBI's taxonomy places the organism in Eukaryota, Metazoa, Mollusca, Bivalvia, Myida, Dreissenidae. Gene Ontology annotation, molecular function: protein binding. The coding region runs from base 73 to 2334 and encodes 753 amino acids. The transcript has 12 exons. The record is from RefSeq and is a predicted model, not a curated record.
UUUAGUUUCCCUCAGUAUGAGAAUUCAUCACAGUAUGAAAAGUAAUAUUGUUCUCUAAAAAUAUAACGUGAAAUGCAUCGCAAACAAAGAAUGAAAGAGAGGACUUCGUUUAUGUUCAUACACAUUUUUGCGUUCACCGUAAUCAACGGUGAAAAUGUCUCAACACCGAGCAUAUCUCCCAGUGGUACUGUGGAUAUUGUACAAGGGAUGAACCUUACUCUGAAUUGUACAUACCAGACAAACAAAACUGUUCACCAGUUAAUUGCAUGGAACCAACUUAAGCAAAAUGGAACUAGUUUUGCAUCCCACUUGUCUAUAUACGAUGCUCCGGGAUCCACAUGUGCAUAUUUUGAUGGUAACGUGAGUAAGUAUGGUUACUCAUGUCCAGCGGAUAACCAAUUCAAUAUAAUAAUAUACAAUGUGCAAAGAAUUUCCAGUCAAGGCUCGACAUGGAUGUGUUCACAUCAAGUAGGGUCGUUUCCAAACGUGUUUAGUACGACUGUGAUUCUCAAUGUUCAAGUACCCGUCCGUUCAGUGACACUUUCACCUGACCUUGGAAAUCUAUCGGUGAUAGAAGGAAGAGGCAGACAGUUCGAAUGCAAGACUUCGCCGGGCGAACCUGCGCCCAGAGUCCAAUGGUUCAAGUUCAGUGACACAAAUGCAACUAAUAUCAAUAUAACAUCUCUAUCAAUCAGUUCUCUAAGUACGGCGGGUACAUCAAGUGUCCUGACAUUAGUUUUAACCCGAUAUGAUCAUGGUCUUCGCAUUAAAUGUUCAGCUGAGAAUGUAGGUUCAGCAAAGAUAGAAUCAGCAACGAAGCCAUUGAUAGACGUUUUAUACGGUCCAUCUGUGACAGAAAUUACAGAUCAGCAGAUUGUAAAGGGCAGGGCAUUUACAUAUAAUUGCUCGGUCACGGUUGGUAAUCCAGCUGAAUUAACAUUUAUUUGGACUCGUAAUGGCUCAAAUGAAACAUGGCACAAUCAACAACUGUAUCUACCUUCAGUACAACGCAAAGACGAUGCUAUUUAUUAUUGUACCGCAACCAAUGAACUUAACCCAACCGAUGAACCGAAUCAGAAUAAGACGGAUUAUAAGAGCUUUCAUCUGGAUGUUUUGUUUGGCGCUGAAAACAUAGUAUUUUACCUGGAACAAUAUCAAGAAUCCAGCAGUUUCAAUGUCACAGAAAGCAGUACUGUGACUCUAAAAUGUUUGCUAGAUAGUAAUCCUGGAUCAACUAUCGUCAUAAGCAAGGACGGAAAUAACAAGCAUACUGUAUUAGAUACGAAGUCGCUGUCAUAUAGUAUCGAUGGUAAAUGUGAUGACGCAGGUGUAUACACGUGCUCAGGAAGUAAUCAGUACGCAGGAAGACUAUCAAAGGACAUUGACAUUCACAUAUUGUGUACACCAAGAGCAGCACCAAAUGUCCAUAUUUCUUACAACGUGUCAAGCGUCCGAGAUGCGAAUGUCACUUUGAGUUUUACAGCCCUUGCCUUUCCACCACUCCAACAAUCAAGCUUUUUAUGGCAGAAGUGUACUAUUUCGGGAUGUGAACCUGUUUUGCGUGAUAAAACAGUGGUCAGCUUCUCUACAAGUGGCUUUGGUAACAGGCUGGGUGAAUGCAAUCUCACUAUAGUUAAUGUACGCGAAGAUGAUUACACAGAGUACCAAAUGACAGUCAAUGGAAUCUCUGACAAGAAAUGGCGUUUCUUCUUGAAUGCAUUAGACAAACCUCAGCCACCGACAGACUUUAUGGUCAUUGUUGAUUACGUGACAAAGACAUCCGCAAAUGCAACUUGGCUAUCUGGAUACAAUGGUGGUCUCCCACAGACAUUUCAGUUACAGAUACGUGAGAGCGGCGAUAGCAAGUGGACUAUACAUUACAUCCAGGAAAACUCAACAAUAAAUACUGGAAACAUGUACUUUGUUGUGAAUGGUUUACAGAGUGGUUUUGAAUACGAGAUGAAGUUGUUUGCAUUUAAUGCAAUAGGGAACACAUCAUCAGUGCACAUAACAUUUUCUACAUUGAACCAUAUGGUUUCAGUUUCGUCCUCAAGUCCAAAUGUAGCGUCUGUUGCUGGUGGAAUAAUUGCUGGCAUUGUUGGAAUUCUCAUUACCGUGCUAUGUGUUGUUCUUAGGAGAUACAAAAUAAAGUGCUUUCUUAAACACGAUCUUUUGGAUAAGGUUGUAUAUGAUACAGCGGAAAGAACUAAUAUUAACAAUGGAGUAUACGAUGAGCUUCAGAAUGUAAACACGAAUGGACUGAGUGAGUGCAGCGUGAGCUUUUAUAACGAACUGGGAAAAGCUUAUGAAAGUUUAGACUGCAGUCUGAGGUAAAUAUAUGGUUGUUUUUCUUCUUUCAAUGGUUAAGUAACGUAUAGUGUAACUAUUUAAAGUGA